GGGACCCGGGCGCAGCAGCCCAGGCAGAGCCGGGCAGAGGCGGGGAGCAGCUGCUUUGGGGGCGGAGGGUCACGUGAGGCCGCUCGGUGCCGUGGGUGGAGACGGAAAGCGGCGGUGCCGGAGGGUCGGGUUUAACCGUCGCGGGAAGCGCGACCGAUCGCGAUUGCGGAGGGGGCUGAGAUAGUGAAUUCCUGAGAAGACAAUAAUGGAUUGCACAUUAGUUAUUCUCUAAGUGUUUGGAUUCAGCAGUGUGCAGCUUUCUUGCAAAGGCCAAAAAAAGAUGGCAACUCCUUAUGUCCCAGUUCCUAUGCCCAUAGGGAACUCUGCUUCCAGCUUUCCAACCAACAGAAACCAAAGAAGUUCUUCUUUUGGGAGUGUCUCAACAAGCUCAAACUCUUCCAAAGGCCCGUUGGAAGACUCAAAUAUGGGUAACUUGAAACAGACCAGUGUACCUGAUCCAAUGGAUAGCACUUCAUGUGACUGUAGUAGUCCCGUCGUUAGGACUAAAUUUACAGGUACAGAUUCUUCCAUUGAGUAUUCGACUACACCAAGGGAAAGUGAAGAACAAAAUCCUGAAGCAGUGAAUUUGGAAGAUAGACCUUCUACACCUACUAUUCUGGGUUAUGAGGUGAUGGAAGAACGAGCUAAAUUUACUGUUUAUAAAAUACUAGUAAAGAAAACCCCUGAAGAAAGCUGGGUAGUUUUCAGAAGAUACACUGACUUCUCUAGGCUUAAUAAUAAAUUAAGAGAGAUGUUUCCAGGCUUUCGAUUAGCACUUCCACCAAAACGCUGGUUUAAAGAUAAUUACAAUGCUGACUUUUUAGAAGAUAGACAAUUAGGAUUGCAAGCGUUUCUUCAAAAUUUAGUAGCUCACAAGGACAUUGCUCACUGCCUGGCAGUGAGAGAAUUUCUUUGUCUGGACGACCCACCAGGUCCAUUUGAUAGCCUAGAAGAAAGCAGGGCAUUCUGUGAGACUUUAGAAGAGACAAACUACCGUUUUCAGAAAGAAUUACUUGAGAAACAAAAAGAGGUGGAGUCACUGAAGAAGCUGCUCAGUGAGAAGCAACUUCACAUAGACACGCUGGAGAGCAGGAUCAGAGCAUUGUGUUUAGAACCUGAAGAAUCACUGCACUUGUCAGGGACACAAGAUGAACAGAUCCUAAAGGCGGAGUCCUCUGCACUUGAACUUGACCAGGAAGUCUUGGAUGAAGAAUAUAGAGCUCAUGACAAGUCAUGUUUAAGUUUCGGUGAACCUGAAAAUUCGGUAGCAGAGAUAGAAGUAGCAGAAGUGGCAUACAGAGCUGACGAAGACUAAUGCAUCGUAAGCAGUUCCCUCCAUUUCUAUGUUUCAGCUCAUUGAGAGUGCAAAUAUGUAAAAAGGAAAAAAAAACACUGAAGCAUUUACAAAAAACAGCAAGAAUGCACAUGUAUAAAGUUUACAUAAAGAAAAGGUUUUUAAGUUAUUGGAAUAGGAAAUAUAUUCACUGCUGCUUUAAAUUGUCUUUUAUUCAAGCUUUGUAUUUACUACUGUGCAUAAAUUAUUUUGGUGUUUUGCCAAUAUAUUGCUCCAAACUAACGUGUGUUUAAAGUACCAGUUAUAUUAGUCAAGUGGAAAUUCACUGCAUGUUACUAUCUGGCGGACAUGUACUUCUUCGUAUCUCUUGACACGAUAUAUUUUUAGUAAUGGUUUGAAUCAGUGGUAAAGAUGAACUGAGUUUUAAAUAUUAACAUGUCUACCAUCUCUAAAUAAAAAUUGCUUAUUUGGAAUGUUCCUGCUAUUUGAAAGAAGAAAACUUUCUAGUACCAAAGGAAAACGAUUUGAAAGAACUGUAAUAACAUAGGUCAAUGAUAAAAUAGCCUUGAUUUUAAAUGCUAAUUCAUUGAUAUCAAAAUACUAUAAAUGUCCCUGUUUAUUUUCAUUUGUUUUCCACAUAAUCUUCAUCUUAAAUCGCUACCUGUAGAAUCAGUGAGUUUGCCUCUUUCAGAAUGCUACCUCUUUUUGCUAAUCAAGGCAUACUCUUUUGAAAAUAGAUUAUAGAUUCUAAGCAAAUAGGGAGUUAUACAAAAAAAUAAAUAUAAGAAGCCAUAUAUACUGCAAAGUUCCUAACUAUGUUGACUCCUGGCAUUGCAUUUUUAUGUCUGUAUAUGUAAAUAUGUUACUAUACUGUAUUCUGGCUGAUUUUCUUUUUAAUAUAUUUAGCCACGUGAUGCACUUUAUGGUAAUUAAACUUUUUUGUGCCAAGUUUAAUUGGUGAAUUUCUUCAAUUAGUAGAGUUGGGGAAAAGAAUUGUGUAAUGCCAUCACUAUUUCACUUUUUACGAAAGUCUCCUGGGGUCUGUGAGUCAGCUUUAUAUGGAAGGGUUUCCUUCAGCAUUGUGCAAAGUUGUCGAAAGUGCCUUGUUUCAUUUUUAUAGUAGGAAGUUUUGCAUAUUGCUGUUAAUAAACAUUGUAAUCAUGUUAGCAUUUUGAUAUCACGGUUGGUAUAUUGAACUCCGUGUACUUUCCAAAAACUGAGUGAACCUUGCUGGGGAAACAGAAUAACGAGUAUGUCAGUAUCUUGAUAAACAUAUUAAGACGUGGUUAUUUAAAAUUCUACUGAUAUAGAUGAACAGAUCCAGUGCAUAUUGUUAACCUGUGACCUAAAAGGGAGACUGCUUUUUACCAAAGUACCAGAAAUUUUAAAAGUCUUCAUCAAAAUGCACAAGCAUGCUCUUAGAAUAUUUGACACAGAGUGUAUUAGAAAUGUGUUCACUCUGCUGGGAAACAGAAAGAAUAUAACGAACUGCUGUUUAUUUCAAAAUAUUAUUCUAGGCUUUACAAAGGUUUGAAAAGAACAAUCAUUUAAAUUAAUAUCAUUUUUAGUGGAAUGAAACAAGAGAAUCCGUGCUAAAUUCCAGGUAUUACAGUGCUACGUGUCUGUUUUAAAGUGAACCAUACACUUUCAAAAUCUGCCCUUUCAGAAGAUUGUAUUUAAAGUUUUGGACGGGCGAAGAAAAACUCUUGUAAAUUAGGCAAACCACUAUUAUUUAUAUUAGAAUUUACUUUUUUACUUUUAUAAUGCGUUUUAUUCCCAGUAUUGUAUUCAUGUAAUAAAUUAUUUUUUCAGUACAACAGUCGCUGUGUUCUUCAGAUGUUGAAUACCGUUGUCCCCCUCCAGUUCCUACGUCCUCCCUCUCCCUUGCGGUGGUUGUAAAUGUAGUUACAGCAGUUAUAACCGCUGCAUUUCACAGAUGUGGAAUGAGUUGUUACGUAAACACUUUAUAUUACUGAUCAUUCUAAGUCUUUGGCAAUAGGUGCGAUGCACUUCGUAUGUAACCAAUAUUAAUAAAAAAAAAAAAUGAACGUAACUGAAACAGGAAACUCUUUUGUGGGAAAUCUUUUAACCUUUUAAAAAUGAAGUUUAUGUGUGGGUAGUCCAACCAUAAAACUUAGCCUUUUAAAAUGUGUUUUAUGUGUUUACUGUACUGACAUUAGCCAUUUAAAGCACACUUAGUUAGGAAACUGUGUUCCCGAGAUAAAUCAUCUACGCUGUCUGCUUCAGCUGUCCGACAGUCCAAGGGAACAGUGGCCUUAGGUCUAAGAAUAAUUUGUCUGGUUUUGAAAUGGAUUUUGUAAUUUAUAGAGACAGACGAGUUUUGGGAUUAUGUUACAACAGGUUUGUAUUCCCAAUUAGGAAAUAGGAGAAUCUAAACUUUAUCUUCUGGGAGGUUUUCAAAGAGCUAUACAUUCGAUCCACAUUUUGACUCUUCCUAGAAUUACCUUUCCUGCAUCGCACUUUCCUUCUAUGCUGUUGGCUUCGAUUAGCAAAAACAAUCACCAAACCUUGUAUUUUCGAUAUAUGUGUUCUUAAGGCUGGUGGCCACUACAUCACACGGCGUACGUACCCUUUCUGAGGACUUACAGAAGAAAAUUCUCUUAGGUCUCGGUUCCGGAAAAACCUGUGCUUUUCCUAAACCGUUAUUGAUUUUUUUUUUUUUUUAAAUCUUAAAGACUCUGUUACUGUCUUUCUCUUUGU
This is a messenger RNA of Rhinolophus ferrumequinum (greater horseshoe bat), 4015 nucleotides long. RefSeq names its product sorting nexin 16 (gene SNX16). The coding region runs from base 281 to 1315 and encodes 344 amino acids. Gene Ontology annotation, biological process: protein targeting to lysosome; endosome to lysosome transport; early endosome to late endosome transport. Gene Ontology annotation, molecular function: phosphatidylinositol binding. Gene Ontology annotation, cellular component: late endosome; early endosome; extrinsic component of endosome membrane. The transcript is spliced from 8 exons. The record is from RefSeq and is a predicted model, not a curated record. NCBI's taxonomy places the organism in Eukaryota, Metazoa, Chordata, Mammalia, Chiroptera, Rhinolophidae.